CUCUCUCUCUCUCUCUCUCCUUCACUAUUGCCUGCAAAAGAGAGAAAGCAGGGAGGCACAUUAAAAAUCACAAGUGGUCGAAGCCUACAAAGGAGGACAAAUUUAUUGACUUUUCCGGAGAGAAAAGAGGUGAUGGCGGUGACAGUCUCCAGAGAUCUGAUGGUGCACGUGCUGGAGGAUGUGAAUGCUGUAAAGCUGACUGACAGACAGCAGGCUCUGCGCACUGCCAUUCAGAGAGGAGAGCCCAAAUGUCUGGGGGUUAGUCAGGUGAUGCUGGGUCUGAUGGUUAUGUCCUACUCCAUUCCUCUGCACUUCACUGAGCUCACUGAGGUUGUCAGCCUGGGAGUUCCCUGGUGGAGCGGCCUGACGUUCAUCACAGCAGGAGUGGUCGCUAUCAUCUUGGACAAACACAGCACUAUGAAGAUUCUGCAGGUGUGUUUGAUGGUGAGCGUGGUGUCCACUGUGCUGUCAGUGGUGGCUGUGAUCAUAUACUCUGUGGAUAUGGACAAGAAUCCUGAAGUUCUCUGUUUGGAAACGCUACAUGACAACUGUAAUGUGAAACACUACGCCACGAGGCUGAGCAGAGGAGUGAAGUCAUCCCUCCUUCUCUUCACUCUGGCCCAGACAGCCAUCUCUGCCUUCCUUUGCUUCCUUCUCUUCAGACAGAGACGCAGCUUUGGACAGUAUGCUUCUCUCACUCAGGCUGCUCCAUCCAGCCCCCAAGCGUUCAUACCCCCCAACCUGAACUGAUCAAUCAUUGGACCAGUAAAGAUGAUGGAUCACCUCUCAUCAAGACAACUGAUCAGCUGUCAUUGUGAUGGGAAGUUGAUUGAACAUCUUUCACAGAGGUGAUGGAUCACCUGUUGUAUAGAUUGAAUUUGUCUAUCUACUUGUCUAUCUAUGACUUAUCCACUGUGCUACCUGACAUGUUGAGGAGCUGAAGAGCCUCUGCUUUCAAAUGUUUCUUAAAUCAAUGUCUGUCAAGACCUGAAUAUUAGAUUAUUGGUACACUUCAGCCAAAUGAUUCAAUUCUUAAUGAACAACAGGGCUGCAAUAAAAGAAAAGACAAAAAAAAUGAACAGAGGUAAUAUAAAUUAAUAAACAUUGGCAUAAUAGUUCAAAUAUGACACUGACAAUGAAUUAAGGGGGGUUGAAGAAAGGCAGAAAAAUUAAAUUUUGAUACAUGAAGAAAUUGUGCAUCCAAGUGGUAUAACCAUGACUUUUGUGGCCAUGAAAUGUGAAAAUGUAUUCCGAUACUGGUAGCAAACUUUCCGGGUGGUAAAGGACGCAAAGUGUAGCCAUCUGUGCAGGAAGUGGUGGGCAUUUUUGUGGGUGCAGGCUCACAAUGCACCUGGGGCAGAGAGGGAGAAUCUGUCAUAUGUAUACACAAAGUAACUGAUUUCAUGAUUGCAAGUUUCCUGCCCCUGUAAAACACACCUGAACCACCACCAAUCAAAUGUACAUUAAAAGCUUUGUUGAGGUCACCUGUUUAUAAUCCAUGUGUGAUAAGUGAUGUUAGGUUAAUUAUACCUGUAUUUGGAAUGAAUAUCAAACAUCUGGUUAACCAGCUUCUUCACAAAAACUUCAAGUUAACGGGGUGUUCUACCAGUCACGAAUGCUUCUCUGCAGCAGGCCCUGAGAGGCUUUUUUUUUUUUUGGGGGUUAAAUGAACAAGUACAAAUACAGUGCAGGGAAAUUCUGGUAAACCUGAUGCAGUCUGUAAGAGAGCUGCCACUUUGGAGAGGACCUAUUUUACAUCAAGACAGUGAGCCCAAUAUAAAUCCAAAGGUACACAGGAGUGCUUUCAAAACAACACCAUUCAUUUGACAAAACAAUCUCAGCCUGAGAUUCACUUACUGGCUUUUCCGGUGCUUUCAACCAUAUCACAUGGUCUUCAUCAGUGGAUGGAGUUUGUUCUUGUUAACAUGCAAGGUCAGUAGUUCAGAUGUAUCAGUAUCUUCUGAUGAAGAUAUGGUUGAAAGCAUCUAAAAAAAAAGCUAGUAAGUGGACUAUGAAUUGAAGUUUUUUUCAAAGUAAAGAAUGAACUUUCACUCUUUACAAUGUAAAUGGCAAAGCCCAGACCUUGAGUCCAGUAUUGGUAGCUGGCUGCUUACUUACAGUCUCCAGCAACAUCUGAGUAGAUAUGUCAAGAUCAAUGGAUAAAAUAGGGUGCCCACUGGUACAAAACUGAUACAGACUUAUUUUCAUAGACGUAAGACUGGAACUGCCGCAAGUAGUGCCUCCUCUAAAUAUUAACGUGAAUGAGAGGAAUAGUUGUCACUUAUUUUGGUAAGGUACUGCAGUGCACAGAGUAACCAAAACACCAAACUAGUGCAGGUUAACUGCAUGUGAGAAAUAAACCUCACUAGAGUUGAGGAAGAAAGCUGACUGCAGGUGAGGAAGAAACCUGACCGCACUAUCAAUGCUGCACUUUGCUCCAUAUGCCCACACUGACAGAGAACCCUCCGAUUUGCCUCCUGUUGAUUUGAAAAUGUUUUCAUGCUGUAGUUGCAGUUUUUUGUUUUUCUCUCUCAGUUUUGGAACAGUUGUGUGUAUGGCACAAAGUAUACAGUAUCAUGUGCACUGUUUUUAUUUCUAUAGACUUUGUUUACACAGUGUUAUAAUCUAUAUGUCCAUCCAUUUUAUUUUAUUUUAUACAAAAUAAAACCAUAUAUACGUAUAUAUGAAUUUAACCCAUGGUCCUAUAAGAUACAUUUUGUUGAAUUUACUGUGUGUUAGUGUGUCAACAGCAGUUUUUAAAACUUAUAUGUGAUGAACGUAUAGUGAUAUUAAAAAAUUCCAAGAACCUGGGGAAAAGUUGUUGGGGGGUAAGCAUUGCCUGCGAAUAGACGGAACAUAUUGUAUUUGCAGUCUUGCUGAAGGGGAGAAAAGAUACUGUUUGGUUUUAGAAUGCAUUCUUUUAUGAAGAAAGUGGAGAGAAUGGAAAAUGUGCAAGUAUUCUUCCAGUUUUAGCAAUUUCUGCUGACAUACUGUAAAGACUGGGCAAAAUGACAGGUUCUAAAAAAAGACAAAAAUGCAAAGACUUGAUGCUGAAUUUCACUGGGUGUGAUUUGUUCACAAACAAGACUACCUAUGACUGAUCACACAGGCUCUAUAAAGAGUAAAAAACUUUGCUCCUUCAUUAUGCUCUCUCUAUCUCCAUAUCUCUUUCUGUUCAGGGAUCUGGUUCUAGCCCUGUCCCAUUCAUGACCUCCUCUUGAUGUCUGUCCACAGAGCUUUCUUUAUCUCUGUCUUGCUGAGUAGUAAGUUGGGGUGUCUGCAUGAAAAUUUAUCAGUACUCUGUUCUGUUAUUUUUCUGCCUGCUGGAAAAGAGUAGACAAAAAAUCUGAAUGUUUGAUAAAAUCAGUGUUGGGUGUUAAGUUUGAACUCAACAGUAUAACAUGCACCAUUUUAAUCAAAGCAGUCCACAAGGACAAGUGUCAGACACCUUCAGAGUACCAGGCUGAGACUGUGGGAUGGUUAAACAGUCUGUUUAUCUACAGUCCAUGCUUGUCCAUGUAG
Messenger RNA from Xiphias gladius (swordfish), 3522 nucleotides. RefSeq names its product transmembrane protein 176 (gene tmem176). Gene Ontology annotation, cellular component: membrane. NCBI's taxonomy places the organism in Eukaryota, Metazoa, Chordata, Actinopteri, Istiophoriformes, Xiphiidae. The transcript has 7 exons. The coding region runs from base 133 to 750 and encodes 205 amino acids. The record is from RefSeq and is a predicted model, not a curated record.